Molecule: messenger RNA, 4276 nt
Organism: Oncorhynchus mykiss (rainbow trout)
Lineage: Eukaryota; Metazoa; Chordata; Actinopteri; Salmoniformes; Salmonidae
Source: RefSeq, a predicted model, not a curated record
ACAGAUUUUUACCUUGUCAGCUCGGGGAUUCGAUCCAGCAACCUUUCGGUUACUGGCCCAACGCUCUAACUACUAGGCUCCCUGCCGCCCCAAUAUGACAAAUAUGGGAAAAAAAAUAGUUGUUGUGUGUUGAUGCAAUGUCUUCCACUAUAUUCUCAAUCCCUCGUGGGACCAAAUGCUUAUCUAUUGGUCCUGUGGUGACUCGCCUACUCAGGAAUGGAAGGUGCUCAACCAACAAGUCUGAACGGUUUACAACGGCUGCCUGGGGGGGGAAUUACUUAGACUGAAGUACAGUCCUUCAGUGUAACCAGGUCUGCACACGGAAUAGGAGCUUCCCUUAAACAGACUCACUUGGCGUUGAGGACUCUGGAGGACUGCUUUUCCUUCUUAAGGAUUCGGACAGGAUCAGGCUUUGACUGUAAAAAGGGGGACAGGUUUUGCCAGUUCAUAUUAUGGAAGAUGAUCUUCUGAAUGAUAACUGCACAGCAGACAAUCUGCCCUUGUAUACAUUCUACGCCUCUGUGAUGAUUGUGGAGUUCAUCCUGGCUCUGCCUCUUAACCUCUCAGUGCUUUACCUCUUCAUCUUCAAGCUGGAGUUCUGGAAACUGAACUCCAACAACCUUUUCCUGUUCAAUCUCGUGUUGGCUGACCUUCUUCUGCUGGGCUGUUUGCCAGUGAACGCCUACAAUUUUCUUCGCGGAGAGAGGCAGAGUGUGGACGGAAAGAUCUGCAAAGCCAUGCUCUUCAUGCUGUUUCUGAACCGAGGCGCCAGUAUCGGCUUCCUGGCUGUGAUUUCACUCGAUCGCUACUUCAACGUGGUUCAUCCUGGGAACAAGGACUUUGUCCUCAAAAAGUCCCCUCAUAUAUCUGUCGUCAUCUGGCUAGUACUGCUCCCUUUGACUAUCCCCACCAUGCUGAAGACCGGCUGCUGUGGCAGUCAUGGGGACAUCACUGACACUCUGAGAGAGGUUGUGUUUUUCACCCAGAUUCUCAUCCCUUUCUUUGUGUUGGUGUACUGCACGGUCCGCAUUGUCAACAGACUCAACAAGAAGACAGUAGGUGACAGGACCAAGCUGCGUCGAGCAGUGUUUCUGGUCACCUCUGUCAUACUGGUCUUUUCUUUCUGUUUCCUGCCUUGUACCAUCGCUAGAAUUGUUCUGUUGAUUGUCAGAGCCAUGGAUUUAGAGAAUGCUGAGAAUAUAGCUAUUCAGGUCUAUGAUGGUUUCAUAGUUUUUUCCCACAUGGACUGUCUAGUGGACCCAAUUGUGUACUGUUUAAGCAGCACUAAGUUCAAACACCUCUACCUGACAACGUAUUGCCCCUGUCUACUGAGAAACAACGCAGAAACGGUUGAAAGAACAAACCCGACACGAACCAACUUAAAUCUAAAACGCAACAACAACACACUGUAGCUAGUAGUCUAAAACGCAACAACAACACACUGUAGCUAGUAGGUAAUGAUACUUCUGGGUGUGGGUGUGGUUGUGGUUGUGGGUGUGGUCGUGGGCGUGGCCACAGUUUUUAAAGAGUUUCUUGCAGUUAUACACUUUCAUGGGGCUGAGAAUGUUUUUUUUUUAUUUUUUUUUAUUUAUUUUAAAGAUAAUUUCCUGCAAUUCUACACAUUUUACCAUGGCUUAUGUCGUAUAACUAAAACUUUGUUAAAACAAGUCUGUGGCCCCAUGCCAGGACAUUUUUUAAAAACAUUUUAGAUUCUCUCUGUGUAGUUUUUUAUUUUGGUGAUGGUUAGUUCUCAAAGAUGAUCUUAUUUAAAAAAGAUAUCGCUCCGUUUAUCUUUUCUACAUACUUUCUAUCUGGUUUUAGUCGUUUUAAGUUCACACUGAAAACGUUUUCACCAUGUUGAUCUGUUUUGAUGUGGCGGCCCGCCGCUGCUAAAUGAAUAUAGGGGAAGCACUGGCAUGUUCAGCUUUUGUUUGCCAAAUCAGACUGUGAUUCAAUACUGGUUUCUGUUCUGAUCAGUCAUCGGUUUCGUUCACCUGUGAUAUCAUCAUGUUACACAGAUCAUCAUGAUGCUGUUAAUAAUGGUCUGUGUCAAAUAAAUAUUCUCCUCAAAUGAUGCUCCCAUAAAAAUGAUUGUUACUACUACUACCACCAAGACAACAACAGCUGAUAGGAGCUACCCCCUCCUCCCUUGGAGAGGUAAGACCACAUUAUCUACUACUACUACUACUACUACUACUACUACUACUACCACCAAGACAACAACAGCUGAUAGGAGCUACCCCCUCCUCCAUUGGAGAGGUAAGACCACAUUAUAUACUACUACUACUACUACUACUACUACUACUACCACCAAGACAACAACAGCUGAUAGGAGCUACCCCCUCCUCCAUUGGAGAGGUAAGACCACAUUAUAUACUACUACUACUACUACUACUACUACUACCACUACCACUACCACUACCACUAAUACUAUAACUACAACAGCUGAUAGGAGCUACCCCCUCCUCCCUUGGAGAGGUAAGAUCACACUACUACUACUACCACUACUACUAGUACUACAACAGCUGAUAGGAGCUACCCCCUCCUCCCUUGGCGAGGUAAGACCACAUUAUAUACUACUACUACUACUACUACUACUACUACUACUACCACUACCACUACCACUACCACUAAUACUAUAACUACAACAGCUGAUAGGAGCUACCCCCUCCUCCCUUGGAGAGGUAAGACCACAUUAUAUACUACUACUACUACUACUACUACUACUACUACUACUACCACCAAGACAACAACAGCUGAUAGGAGCUACCCCCUCCUCCCUUGGCGAGGUAAGACCACAUUAUAUACUAUUACUACUAGUACUACUACUACUACUGCUACUACUACCACUAGUACUACAACAGCUGAUAGGAGGUACCCCCUCCUCCCUUGGCGAGGUAAGACCACAUUAUAUACUACUACUACUACUACUACUACUACUACUACUACUACCAAGACAACAACAGCUGAUAGGAGCUACCCCCUCCUCCCUUGGAGAGGUAAGACCACAUUAUAUACUACUACUACUACUACUACUACUACUACUACUACUACUACUACUACUACCAAGACAACAACAGCUGAUAGGAGCUACCCCCUCCUCCCUUGGAGAGGUAAGACCACAUUAUAUACUACUACUACUACUACUACUACUACUACUACUACUACUACUACUACCAAGACAACAACAGCUGAUAGGAGCUACCCCCUCCUCCCUUGGCGAGGUAAGACCACAUUAUAUACUACUACUACUACUACUACUACUACUACUACUACUACUACUACUACUACUACCAAGACAACAACAGCUGAUAGGAGCUACCCCCUCCUCCCUUGGAGAGGUAAGACCACAUUAUAUACUACUACUACUACUACUACUACUACUACUACUACUACUACCACCAAGACAACAACAGCUGAUAGGAGCUACCCCCUCCUCCCUUGGCGAGGUAAGAUCACAUUAUAUACUACUACUACUACUACUACUACUACUACUACUACUACCAAGACAACAACAGCUGAUAGGAGCUACCCCCUCCUCCCUUGGAGAGGUAAGACCACAUUAUAUACUACUACUACUACUACUACUACUACUACUACUACUACCACCAAGACAACAACAGCUGAUAGGAGCUACCCCCUCCUCCAUUGGAGAGGUAAGACCACAUUAUAUACUACUACUACUACUACUACUACUACUACUACUACUACUACUACCACCAAGACAACAACAGCUGAUAGGAGCUACCCCCUCCUCCAUUGGAGAGGUAAGACCACAUUAUAUACUACUACUACUACUACUACUACUACUACUACUACUACUACUACUACUACCAAGACAACAACAGCUGAUAGGGGCUACCCCCUCCUCCCUUGGAGAGGUAAGAUCACACUACUACUACUACCACUACUACUAGUACUACAACAGCUGAUAGGAGCUACCCCCUCCUCCCUUGGCGAGGUAAGACCACAUUAUAUACUACUACUACUACUACUACUACCACUACCACUACCACUACCACUAAUACUAUAACUACAACAGCUGAUAGGAGCUACCCCCUCCUCCCUUGGCGAGGUAAGACCACAUUAUAUACUACUACUACUACUACUACUACUACUACUACUACUACUACUACCACCAAGACAACAACAGCUGAUAGGGGCUACCCCCUCCUCCCUUGGAGAGGUAAGAUCACACUACUACUACUACUACCACUACUACUAGUACUACAACAGCUGAUAGGAGCUACCCCCUCCUCCCUUGGAGAGGUAAGAC